Phragmites australis (common reed) is the source of this 2023-nucleotide messenger RNA. Its product is annotated as probable monogalactosyldiacylglycerol synthase 1, chloroplastic. Gene Ontology annotation, biological process: glycolipid biosynthetic process. The transcript has 9 exons. Gene Ontology annotation, molecular function: hexosyltransferase activity. The record is from RefSeq and is a predicted model, not a curated record. Bases 163 to 1731 code for a protein of 522 amino acids. NCBI's taxonomy places the organism in Eukaryota, Viridiplantae, Streptophyta, Magnoliopsida, Poales, Poaceae.
ACACGCCUUUCCCAACUCCAACGGCCACCGACCGGGAACGAACCCAACCCAACCUCGCGAACAAAACCGAAGGAAGCGCCCCUCCCGUCGGGUCUGUGACUCUGUGGUGGCUCACCUUCCCCUCUCCCCCCCACCAUCGCGCCCCGCCGGCUCGCCGCCGCGAUGCCCGCGCCGACCGCUGAGCCGCCGCUCCCGGCCGCCUUCCUCUGCGUCCCUUCCCCGCCCCUACCCACCACCGCCUCCCCCGCCCUCCACUCCUCCCAUCAUGCCUCCCUCCUCACGCGGCCGCGUGGCGGGCCCCGCGCGCUCUCCGUCGCCAUGUUCGUCCCGGGACCCGCAUCCACCACGGCCGGGCGGCUCCACCGGAUGUGGGGCGAGUUCGCGAGGUUCGUGCGGCUGCACGGGAAUCAAAUCGCGCCGCUCGGGUUCGCGUCCCUCGGGCUGGGUUUGGGCGGCGGAGGGGGUAACACCGGCGGGGGAGGGGGAGGGGGUGGUGGGGAUGUGGAUGCGGUGGGCGAGGUGGAGGAGGCCGCGGUGCGAGCCGAGGCGCCGAAGAAGGUGCUGAUCCUGAUGAGCGACACGGGCGGCGGCCACCGCGCGUCCGCCGAGGCCAUCAAGGCCGCCUUCAUCCAGGAUUUCGGUGACGAUUACCAGGUAUUUGUCACAGAUUUAUGGACCGACCACACGCCAUGGCCAUUCAACCAACUGCCCAGGAGCUAUAGCUUCUUGGUGAAACAUGGACCCUUGUGGAAGAUGGCAUACUAUGGUUCUGCACCGCGUGUAGUUCAUCAGCCAAAUUUUGCUGCAACAUCCACAUUCAUAGCAAGAGAGGUUGCAAAAGGUCUAAUGAAGUACCAACCAGAUGUAAUUAUCAGUGUACAUCCUUUAAUGCAACAUGUGCCCCUUCGAAUUCUAAGGUCCAAAGGCUUGUUGGAUAAGAUCCCAUUCACUACUGUUAUCACAGAUCUCAGCACUUGUCACCCAACAUGGUUCCACAAGCUUGUCACUAGAUGUUACUGCCCAUCAGCUGAGGUGGAAAAGAGAGCACUAAAAGCUGGACUCAAGCCCUCACAGAUUAAAGUCUAUGGCCUCCCUGUCCGACCAUCUUUUGUCAAACCUGUUCAACCAAAGGAUGAACUGCGAAGAGAGUUAGGCAUGGAUGAAGAUCUGCCUGCUGUUUUAUUAAUGGGUGGGGGUGAAGGGAUGGGACCUAUUGAGGCCACUGCUAAAGCACUUGGUGAUACUCUGUAUGAUGAAAACCUAGGGGAACCCAUUGGUCAGAUACUUGUAAUAUGUGGACGUAAUAAGAAGCUGGCUAAUCGGUUGCAGUCGAUAAAUUGGAAAGUCCCACUUCAGGUGAAGGGUUUUGUUACACAGAUGGAAAAAUGUAUGGGUGCUUGUGAUUGUAUCAUUACGAAGGCAGGGCCUGGUACAAUCGCAGAAGCGAUGAUCCGUGGCUUGCCAAUUAUUUUAAAUGAUUAUAUAGCUGGGCAGGAAGCUGGCAAUGUUCCCUACAUUGUUGAAAAUGGAUGUGGGAAAUUCUCGAAAUCUCCAAAACAGAUUGCGAAGAUAGUCGCUGAUUGGUUCGGCCCAAGGUCAUAUGAGCUCAAAAUUAUGUCCCAGAAUGCCCUCAAACUAGCACGGCCAGAUGCCGUGUUCAAAAUUGUUCACGAUCUGCACGAGUUGGUCAGGCAAAAAUGUUCUGUACCCCAAUAUGCAUGCGCAACAUAAGAUCAGUACUGUUGUGAAGGCAAGGUCUGGCCUGGUUUGUAACUUGGCCACUUGGGAGUUCGGCGGGAAAGCUCAGCGGGUCUAGGAUCUCAGUCCCUCCCAAUGAAAUUUCCAAGGGCUUGUUUGGAAGGCGUGGGUUUUCUUCAGGUCACUACGGAAAUUAGGUCAUUUGCUCUCAUAUAUAAUUUGUGAAGCCACUGAAUCUGAUCCUCGAGAUUUGUGAUAAGAUAAGCUGGUCAAGUCAAACAUGGGAGCUCUGUUCACAUGCUUAUUUGACUGACACUUCCCUGCU